CAGUUUGAAACGAAUGUAAGAAUCAAGGGUAGAGUCAUCAUGAACAAAGACCGCCUUUCUUCCCCUCUUUCCGUCGCGCAGUAGGCCGCACCAGGGAGUUGCAGCGGCAGCUUUUCUCUUCUGAUUUGGAUUUCAAUUCCUUCAAAAUUUGAGGUAGCGAUUUGGAUCAGGAGGGCCAUCCUGGAGGACUUUGACGCAUCCAGAUCAGAUCCAGUUCACAUCCAUCCGGUCGUCUCUUAUGUUCCCCACCGACGCGUCUCUUGCCUUCACCGCCACCGUCUUCGUCGCCCGUCGCCUAGGAACCGGUGUGUGUGGAUGUCGUCUUCAUUGCGGUCAUCGUUCCUUGUCUAGGGCUUAUACCUCCCUUCGUCGUUUGUCAUUGUCAGGCGUCUCCGUCAAUCGCAUCCCGACACCCUCAAGCCGUUUCCAGGUAUUCGUCCAAUGGAACUCUUCUCAGAUCGGAUUCUCCUUCCCUCGGAUUUGUGUGCCUCAAUGAAAUGAGAGGUUCGAUUUUUUUCCCUUUUACAUUUUGCGACCUAGUUCGAUUACGAUUGAGUACAUCGGAACUUGCUUCGCUGGUGCUAAGCAACAAUCAUAUUGCACAGUUUAUUCUCCAUAUCAAAGUAAGACCUUUUUCUUACUGCCUUAUUUUGAACUUUCUGUUUUAUUUUGCUCACUGGGAAGAGCUUGGAAAUGAUAGUGAUCAUGUUUGAAAUGUUAUUGUAAUUGCCAGUUGAUGCAGUUGACUGUUAGUUCUUGUUGACAAUGGCCCUCUAGUUUUUGAUUAGUUUAUUGUUCAGAUAAUUUGUUUGUUACUGGUUUAAUUGGCUGUGGUAGCCCCUUUGAUGUAGCGAGUGUUGGACUUGAAGACGUUGAACCUUUUGUUCUUCUCGUCGAGGUUGGUAGACAGUGUGUGGUAGCCCCUCCACCUCUCGUACAUCUCCCACAAGCUCUCCUCGCUCUCCAACUCCCUAUCGUCGUAUUCAAAGCCUUCUUCUAUCCUAACAACCAAAGCUAAUAAGUUAAUUGGGAAUAGCACUCUACUUUUCAGUUGGCCGCUGGUUCAUUUACCUCUGCAAUUGAAGCUACUUCAGCUGGUUAUGCUGCAGCUUCAGUUGGCUAUGUUAUUGGGUUUUGGUUUUAGGAGGUUAUUCUUUGUUGUACAGUUGGUAAUGCUGCGGUUUGGUUUUCAAAGUUUUGAAAAUGAACACAAUUUUGUUUGGUGGAUGGCUAAGUGCAACAUCUAGGUUUAGUGGUAUUGGAUUUUGGCUUCGUUUUUUACAAUGGCUCUUGAUGUUUC
Messenger RNA from Cuscuta campestris, 1300 nucleotides. The record is from the annotation of a GenBank genome assembly. NCBI's taxonomy places the organism in Eukaryota, Viridiplantae, Streptophyta, Magnoliopsida, Solanales, Convolvulaceae.